Molecule: messenger RNA, 453 nt
Organism: Schizosaccharomyces japonicus yFS275
Lineage: Eukaryota; Fungi; Ascomycota; Schizosaccharomycetes; Schizosaccharomycetales; Schizosaccharomycetaceae
Product: D-Tyr-tRNA deacylase
Exons: 7
Coding region: 1-453 (150 amino acids)
Biological process (GO): aminoacyl-tRNA metabolism involved in translational fidelity; tRNA metabolic process
Cellular component (GO): cytoplasm
Molecular function (GO): Gly-tRNA(Ala) deacylase activity; aminoacyl-tRNA deacylase activity; D-aminoacyl-tRNA deacylase activity
Source: RefSeq, a predicted model, not a curated record
AUGAAGGCUGUCAUUCAACGAGUUACCAAUGCCAGCGUAACUGUAAAUUCGGAAGUCGUAUCCUCUAUUGCUAAAGGGCUUUGCGUUCUCGUCGGUAUUUCAAGAGAGGACACGAUUGAAGAUGUGGAACGCUUGACGAAAAAGAUCACAAAGUUAAGACUGUUUGAAGAUGAACAAGGCAACAUGUGGAAGAAGAGUGUUGAGGAUAUCAAAGGAGAGAUUCUCAGUGUUUCCCAAUUUACUCUGUAUGCUCAAACAAAGAAGGGUACGAAACCCGACUUUCACCGAAGCAUGAAGGGCGAAGAUGCCCAAGUUCUUUAUCAGCAAGUUUUGGAGCGACUUCGUAAUUCAUUGGGCGCCGACAAGGUCAAGGAUGGCGUAUUUGGAGCAAUGAUGCAGGUUCAACUCGUCAAUUCUGGGCCUACUACCAUACUAUUGGACACAAAUGAAUAG